CGCCUUGAAAUUCGCACUAAACUUUCUAUACUUUUCAAAAUGCGCGCGCUAACUCCCGGAAUCUUCGUUUUGUGCUUUGACCUCAACAGGGGAGCCCCGGACCCGAGUGCAAUGACGGCAUUGAUUACAGCGGCCAUCGCUCGUAUCGAUGGUUUGUUACGGGAACAGUCGUCUUGUCUCGCUUCCGGUUGCCCCGUGAUCUCACCACUCCUCCUUAACCCACCACCUUCACUUACCAGCACUAUAAAUUUUUGUGUCCCGUAUUCCCGUCGUUAAGCUAAGUAUUAUGAUCCUGAUUAUAACUGUACCGUUUUCAGUAAAACCCAUCAAUCAUGGACCAACAGAUCGGCUCAGACGGACACAUGACCGUCGUCCAAGCGAUCCCGACGUCCAACAAUCAGGUUCAAGUCGUCCAGGCUGGCCAGGUGAUACAGAGCGCUAACGGUCAGCAGAUCGUAGUGCAUGCCGUGCCCCAAAAUGGCGGUCAGUCAGUGCACUUAGGUUCGCCGGGCAACCAACCGCUGCAACUACUUCAACUACCUGUACAACAUCAGGCGCAAGCACAGUUGAUACAGACACCUGAUGGACAAACGUUUAUUUAUCAGCCUGUUCAAGUUGACAACGGUCAAUCGAUUGCCCAACAACAAACCCAACCAACAUUAAUUAGCAUAAAUGGAAAUAUCAUGCAGUUAUCCAAUCCACCAACUGCCGGUUCUCCAACCGUCACUCAAACAGCUAAUUCUGUUGCACAAGGAGUUCCUCAUAAUCAACAGAACAUUGUUAUGAUGGUGCCAAAUGGAAAUGCCCCCAAUAAUAAUCAAUUUCAACGAGUACCCACAACAGCCGAGUUCCUUGAAGAAGAGCCUUUGUAUGUAAAUGCUAAACAGUACAAAAGAAUACUGAAAAGAAGGCAAGCACGAGCAAAAUUAGAGGCAGAAGGAAAGAUACCUAAAACCCGCCAAAAAUAUCUGUAUGAAUCACGCCACAAACAUGCAAUGAAUCGUAUAAGAGGAGAAGGUGGCCGUUUUCAUUCAGGAUCACUGAAGAGAAUGAGUAUGUCGAGUAGUAAAAACAUGCAAAACGAUGACUGUAGCAUUCGAAUGGACAAUCAUAGUUAUCAUGUAACUAUAAAACGGCAAAUUGAUGAUGAACAAAAUUUGCAAUCGCAUAAUGGACUAGUUUAUAGUAUAAGUGGCUAAUAAAAAAGCCGAUUUUCUCAAUUGAACUAAGAGUAAUGUGUGUUAAAUUAAAAAAAAGGUUUUUUAACAACUCCAUUACUCGUAACUUUUUAAGACUUUAAAUUUAUUACUUACUUUUAUUCUAUUAAUGUACUUUGUUGAAUACUGUAGUCACUAUACUAAAGUAGCCUUAUGAGCUAUAUGAGUUGUUUUUUUUUUUUUUUUUAAUUAAUUUACCAACCCUUAUAAGUAGAUUUUUUUUAAAUGUACAUAUUAUUUAUAAGUAUUAAUAAUAAAUUUUUUUUAAAGAUAUCUUAAAAACAUAUCUCCUUGUUGAGCAAACUAGUAUAGACAGUAUAAUGAUAGUUAUACUUUUUAAAUAAGAUCUAAAUGAGAAUAAAAGAACCUUAAAAUCUAAUGUAUGAUACUAUACAAAUAAAAAUAAUCAACAAUCACAA
Messenger RNA from Myzus persicae (green peach aphid), 1636 nucleotides. RefSeq names its product nuclear transcription factor Y subunit alpha-like. Gene Ontology annotation, cellular component: CCAAT-binding factor complex. The transcript has 5 exons. Gene Ontology annotation, biological process: regulation of transcription by RNA polymerase II. The record is from RefSeq and is a predicted model, not a curated record. NCBI's taxonomy places the organism in Eukaryota, Metazoa, Arthropoda, Insecta, Hemiptera, Aphididae. Gene Ontology annotation, molecular function: RNA polymerase II cis-regulatory region sequence-specific DNA binding; DNA-binding transcription factor activity, RNA polymerase II-specific. The coding region runs from base 333 to 1199 and encodes 288 amino acids.